Messenger RNA from Pyrus x bretschneideri (Chinese white pear), 1697 nucleotides. Its product is annotated as monooxygenase 2. Lineage: Eukaryota; Viridiplantae; Streptophyta; Magnoliopsida; Rosales; Rosaceae. The transcript has 6 exons. Gene Ontology annotation, molecular function: FAD binding. The record is from RefSeq and is a predicted model, not a curated record. Bases 235 to 1500 code for a protein of 421 amino acids.
UUCUAUCUUGGUCUCUUCGAAAACACACAUGUUUGCGAAAGUAGAGUUUCAGACACCAUCAAUCUCUCUACUUCCCCUUGGAAUCGUCAAAUCCCACCUUCCGUUGAUUUUGUACUGUAAUCCAACUUAUGGAAUAAGACUUUGUACUGUAAUCCAACUUAAUCCAACUUAUGGAAUAAGACUUUGUACUGUAAUCCAACUUAUGGAAUAACCAUCCAACAGAGCAACUCCGAAAUGGCGUCAAUAAUACCAUCACUCAUGGAAGUAGUAGAAGAAAGUGUUGUGAUUGUUGGAGCUGGAAUUGCUGGUCUUUCUGCAGCCUUGGGGCUUCACAGGCUGGGGAUUCGGAGCGUAGUUUUAGAAUCGUCGGAUAGUUUGAGGACAACCGGGUUUGCUUUAACAACAUGGACAAAUGCAUGGAAGGCCUUGGAUGCCCUUGGCACUGGUGAUACUCUUCGCCAACAGCAUGGGGCACUUCGUGGGAAUGUGACUUCCUCAACAAUUUCUGGGCUUCCUGUGUUUGAGAUGUCAUUUAAGGCCAAGGGAAAGAACGGAGAUCAUGAAGUUCGUCGCGUGAAAAGGAGAUUGCUUUUGGAAGCCCUUGCAGAUGAACUCCCUAGUGGCACCAUUAGGUUUUCGUCCAAGGUGGUUUCCAUUGACGAAUCAGGCUACUUGAAGCUGGUUCAUCUUGCUGAUGGAACCAUCCUCAAGGCCAAGGUCUUAGUUGGGUGUGACGGAGUGAACUCCGUGGUUGCUAAAUGGCUAGGGUUCAAGCAGCCGGCGUUUACAGGGAGAUCUGCCAUCCGAGGCCUUGCCAACUUCAAGAGCGGCCAUGGUUUUGAUCCCAUAUUUAUGCAGUUCUUUGGAAAUGGUAUUAGAUAUGGUGUAAUCCCUUGUGAUGAUAAAACUGUUUAUUGGUACUACACUUGGGCUCCUACCAGCCAAGAGAGAGAGCUAGAAGAAAGCCCAGCUCAACUGAAGCAAUAUAUUCUGAGCAACCUUGGAAAGGCACCUGAGACAGUAAGAGAAGUUAUAGAAAGCACUAACUUGGAUGCUUUUAUAUCAUCUCCACUGAGAUAUAGACAUCCUUGGGAGCUUCUUUGGGGAAACAUUAGCAAAGGAAAUGUUUGUGUUGGUGGGGACGCGCUCCACCCCAUGACACCAGACAUAGGCCAAGGCGGCUGCGCUGCGUUAGAAGACGGGGUUGUGUUAGCAAGGUGUCUUGGUGAGGCCUUGUUGAAACACUCAAGGCGAGAAAUAAAAGAUGGAGGUGAAGGAGUGGAGGAAUAUUAUAAGAGGAUUGAGAUGGGGUUGAAAAAGUAUGCCAAUGAAAGGAGAUGGAGAGGGUUUGAUCUCAUUGUCACUGGUUAUGUGGUUGGUUUUAUGCAGGGGAGUGGAGGAAAAAUUAUGACAUUGUUGAACAAAUUUCUGGCUCCAACCCUCGCUUUGUUGCUUUUGAAGAAGGCUGAUUUUGAUUGUGGGAAACUCAUCAUAUCUUAAUGAAAAAUGCCAUGUCUUGUGAAUAUGGUAAUCAAACAAUUUUAACGAGUGUUGCUGGAGAUGCUUUCAUAAUGUAUGCAAGAAAAUUAUGCAACUAAAUUUUUUGUUUUAGAAGUAGUUUAAUUUUCUAAAUGUUAGUUAUGUGCUACCGUCUUGUAAUCGUUUUAUGAUCAAAGUAAUAAAUGAAAUUUCAUUUA